Messenger RNA from Symsagittifera roscoffensis, 1310 nucleotides. RefSeq names its product tropomyosin-like. The record is from RefSeq and is a predicted model, not a curated record. Bases 175 to 1032 code for a protein of 285 amino acids. NCBI's taxonomy places the organism in Eukaryota, Metazoa, Xenacoelomorpha, Acoela, Convolutidae. Gene Ontology annotation, biological process: muscle contraction; actin filament organization. The transcript is spliced from 7 exons. Gene Ontology annotation, molecular function: actin filament binding. Gene Ontology annotation, cellular component: actin filament.
GUCAAUAGUAUUUAACUUAGGCGCCCUAAGCACAGCGAAAUUUGGUGGUAGAUAAAACUCAUUUUCAUACUAUUUUCUUUCCCCUGACUUUGGAACAAGUUUCUGGCUCGGUCUGCUUUCGAACCCUUUCCUCUCAGAUAACUACACGGACAGUCGUAUCAUCUCUUAGACAAAAUGGAAGCAAUUAAGAAGAAGCUGAUGGCUCUGAAGAACGAGUGCGACCAGGCACUGGACGAGGCAGAACAGGCCAAGGAGCUCCAGAAGAACGCCGAGGACAAAGUCGCCAAGUUGGAGGAGGAGCUGUCUGAGGCUCACAAGGCGUCCAAGCAGGUGGAGGAUGAGCUAGACAAAGUACAGGAACAGCUGGACAAAACCAACCACCAACUAGAUGACGCCAACAAGGAGAAGGCCACAUCGGAGGCGGAGUCGGCGGCGUACCAGAGGAGGCUGCAAUUGGCGGAGGAGGAGUUGGACAGGACUACUGAGCGACUGAACACAACCACCGAGAAGCUGGAGGUUUCCGAGAAGAGAGCCGACGAACUCGAACGAGAGAGGAAAGUGCUGGAGAACAAGGCGAUGGAUGAUGACGACAAGAUAGAGAUGUUGGAGAUGCAGCUGAAAGAGGCCCAGCUGAUCUCGGAAGAGAUGGACAAGAAGUUCGACGCAGUCUCCAGAACCCUCGUAGUCGUGGAGGGCAACCUCGAGAGGGCCGAGGAGAGAGCCGAGAGCGGAGAGACGAAGAUCACCGAGUACGAGGAGGAGCUGAACAUGUUGGCCAGUAACCUGAAGUCGGUCGAGGUCAACUUGGAGCAGGCGAACGAGCGGGAGUCGGAGUACGAGACGACAAUCAAGGACCUCGACGAGCGACUGGAGGAGGCACUGAAGAGAGCCGAGUUCGCAGAGAGGACCAUCAACAAACUCGAACAGCAGCUGGACAACGUGGAAGAAGAUUUGUUCAACGAGAGAUCCAAAUUCAGAAACAUCAUGGCAGAACUUGACCAGAUUUUGGCUGAGAUCACCGGACAGUCAUAAGGCGCCAGAGGAGCUGCCGGAACCCAGUGACGCCCAAGAUACCAACAAAGGAAACAAACUAUCCCUUUUUCAGAUACUGCUAACUUGUAUUAUUUGAACUCUUAAUAAUAAGUAUCCAAUAAAUUAUUAAUUUACGUAAUUGUACACCAUUUAGUCUGCCUGAAAGAGCCAGAGAUUUUGAUCAAUCACAGAGCCACAGAUUUUGGUGGUGAUUCUUGCAUUUUUAUUAACUUUUGCUUCUAUUGUUACUAUUAUGAAUAAAUUUACUCAAAUAUUAA